Messenger RNA from Echinops telfairi (small Madagascar hedgehog), 7547 nucleotides. RefSeq names its product prospero homeobox 1 (gene PROX1). Gene Ontology annotation, biological process: regulation of transcription by RNA polymerase II. The record is from RefSeq and is a predicted model, not a curated record. NCBI's taxonomy places the organism in Eukaryota, Metazoa, Chordata, Mammalia, Afrosoricida, Tenrecidae. Gene Ontology annotation, molecular function: RNA polymerase II cis-regulatory region sequence-specific DNA binding; DNA-binding transcription factor activity, RNA polymerase II-specific. The transcript has 5 exons. The coding region runs from base 177 to 2390 and encodes 737 amino acids. Gene Ontology annotation, cellular component: nucleus.
GAAAUGUUGAGAUCGGGGCUGCAGCCGUGAAGCGAUGGGUCCCGGGAAAAGAGUGCGGGGCACCCCUCGGGGAGCUCUCGGGAACUAGAGCUGGGUCAAGUUGAGUGGGGGUCCCGGGAUUCUUGAGCUGUGCCCAGCUGACGAGCUUUUGAAGAUGGCACAAUAACCGUCCAGUGAUGCCUGACCAUGACAGCACAGCCCUCUUAAGCCGGCAAACCAAGAGGAGAAGAGUUGACAUUGGAGUGAAAAGGACGGUAGGGACAGCGUCUGCGUUUUUCGCCAAGGCAAGAGCAACGUUUUUCAGUACCAUGAAUCCCCAGGGCUCCGAGCAGGAUGUUGAGUAUUCAGUGGUGCAGCAUGCAGAUGGGGAAAAGUCAAAUGUACUCCGCAAGCUGCUGAAGAGGGCGAACUCGUAUGAAGAUGCCAUGAUGCCUUUUCCAGGAGCAACCAUCAUUUCCCAGCUGUUGAAAAAUAACAUGAACAAAAAUGGUGGCACUGAGCCCAGUUUCCAAGCCAGCGGUCUCUCUAGUACAGGCUCGGAAGUACAUCAGGAGGAUAUAUGCAGCAACUCUUCAAGAGACAGCCCCCCAGAGUGUCUUUCCCCCUUUGGCAGGCCUACUAUGAGCCAGUUUGAUAUGGAUCGCUUAUGUGACGAGCACCUGAGAGCAAAGCGCGCCCGGGUGGAGAAUAUCAUUCGGGGUAUGAGCCAUUCCCCCAGCGUGGCAUUACGGGGCAAUGAAAAUGAAAGAGAGAUGGCCCCGCAGUCUGUGAGUCCCCGAGAAAGUUACCGAGAAAACAAACGCAAGCAGAAGCUGCCCCAGCAGCAGCAGCAGAGUUUCCAGCAGCUGGUUUCAGCCCGAAAAGAACAGAAGCGAGAGGAGCGCCGACAGCUGAAACAGCAGCUGGAGGACAUGCAGAAACAGCUGCGCCAGCUGCAGGAAAAGUUCUACCAGAUCUACGACAGCACUGAUUCUGAGAAUGAUGAAGAUGGUAACCUGUCUGAAGACAGCAUGCGCUCGGAGAUCCUGGAUGCCAGGGCCCAGGACUCCGUCGGGCGGUCAGAUAACGAGAUGUGCGAGCUGGACCCCGGGCAGUUCAUUGACCGGGCGCGGGCCCUGAUCCGAGAGCAGGAAAUGGCUGAAAACAAGCCGAAACGAGAAGGCAACAACAAAGAAAGAGACCACGGGCCAAACUCCUUACAACCAGAAGGCAAACAUUUGGCCGAGACCUUGAAACAGGAACUGAACACUGCCAUGUCGCAAGUUGUGGACACUGUGGUCAAAGUCUUUUCGGCCAAGCCCUCCCGCCAGCUUCCUCAGGUUUUCCCACCCCUCCAGAUUCCCCAGGCCAGAUUCGCAGUCAAUGGGGAAAACCACAAUUUCCACACCGCCAACCAGCGCCUGCAGUGCUUUGGCGAUGUCAUCAUUCCGAACCCCCUGGACACCUUUGGCAACGUGCAGAUGCCCAGUUCCACAGACCAGACAGAGGCACUGCCCCUGGUGGUCCGAAAAAACUCAUCUGACCAGUCUGCCUCGGGGCCCCCCACUGGUGGCCACCACCAGCCGCUGCACCAGUCACCUCUCUCCACCACAGGCUUCACCACCUCUACCUUCCGCCACCCUUUCCCCCUGCCCUUGAUGGCCUACCCAUUUCAGAGUCCCCUGGGUGCUCCCUCCGGCUCCUUCUCUGGGAAAGACAGAACCUCUCCUGAGUCCUUAGACUUAACUCGGGAGACGACAAGUCUGAGGACCAAGAUGUCAUCUCACCACCUGGGCCACCAUCCUUGUUCGCCAGUCCACGCCCCCAGCACCGCAGAAGGGCUCUCCUUGUCCCUCAUCAAGUCUGAGUGUGGCGAUCUGCAAGACAUGUCCGAGAUCUCACCCUAUUCGGGAAGUGCAAUGCAGGAAGGAUUGUCACCCAAUCACCUGAAAAAAGCAAAACUCAUGUUCUUUUAUACCCGUUACCCCAGCUCCAACAUGCUGAAGACCUACUUCUCCGACGUAAAGUUCAAUAGAUGUAUUACCUCUCAGCUCAUCAAGUGGUUUAGCAAUUUCCGUGAGUUUUACUACAUCCAAAUGGAGAAGUAUGCGCGCCAAGCCAUCAACGAUGGGGUCACCAGCACCGAGGAGCUGUCCAUAACCAGAGACUGUGAGCUCUACAGGGCUCUGAACAUGCACUACAACAAAGCAAAUGACUUUGAGCAGGUUCCAGAGAGAUUCCUGGAAGUUGCGCAGAUCACAUUACGGGAGUUUUUCAAUGCCAUUAUCGCAGGCAAAGAUGUCGAUCCUUCCUGGAAGAAGGCCAUCUACAAGGUCAUCUGCAAGCUGGAUAGUGAAGUCCCUGAGAUUUUCAAAUCCCCAAACUGCCUACAAGAGCUGCUUCAUGAGUAGAAACUUCAGCAACUCUCUUUGAAUGUAUGAAUAGUAACGGUCCCCUUUGGAUAUCUAAGUUAUAUGUGUCUAAAUUGUGAUUUCAUAUAUAUGUGUAUGGGAGGCAUGGAUAUGUGAUGAACUCAGCUGGUAAUUCCUCCUCUCCAUCUUUCUCUCAUUUCUUUUGUUUUCCAUUGCAGGGGGAAUAUAUAGUUUAUUUUUGCCCAAGGCUCUUAACGUUUGGGACUUAAAAUAGGGUUAACUUUCAGGGAACAGGAAUGUUGAUGUGUGCAAAGUCUACAUUAGCAAGGAAGGCAUUGGUGAACGACACCUCUGCUUGAGGGAUGGCGGAUUGCAAAUGGCAGUUAGCCGAGGGGAACCCAAUGACAACACCAUUCAGCAGCCGUGUGUCUCAUCAUUUGACUGCUAUGAAAGACAGAAAAGUCAAUGGAACGACUUCAUGGACUUCAUUGUUUCACUUAGUGUAGACUCAGUAAGUGGACUUUUCUUGCCUGUGUGAAAGUAAUACUAAUAGCAGCUGAACCACUCCCUUCCCAGAGGACCAAAUUCAAACAGAGAAAAAAACAAACCACUACCCACAAAGUGUGCCCGGAGAGAAACGGCAGACACCCCCAAAAAGUAUCAGUUUGUUAUGGAAGCAAAGUGGUGGUGCGCAGCGCUGGCUCUUCCCAACGGAGACGGAAAAUUCCUGUGUGGUCUUCUAGCCACCCCUCUAAAUUGGCCUGUAUCAUUCUUCACGGAGAAAACCCCUACACUGUUGUGUUCUUACUUUCCUCUUCGCUUCAGAUAGUAAAGCUUACUCAUAUGCCACUCUGCCCAUAUGUUUGAAAGGAUUUUUACUUCCUUGUCAUGUGUGACACUAUUGUCCCCCCUCAAACACUAUUUUCUGAAUGCCUUUCUACAACAAGGUAUAACGGAUAAUCCCAUCUCGAUCAGGCCAUUCCUGCCUCCACUAGAAGUUUGCUGACAGCUGUUGGCUAACUUGAUCUUCACCUCCUCAGAGGAGCACAUAUGCCAAUGACCUACUUUUCAGAAACGAUCCCACAGCACCCUGUUGGACAUUCAAAGUGGUGACAGUCUAAUUGUUUCUUCAUUUUAGAUACAGCGUUUUUGAGUGAUAGAUAAAGUCUCUUCUAAUUCAGAAGCUAAAAUUGACCAAAUGUGAGCAGUCUGGCUAGCAUAGGACAAUGUGCAGUGAGUCCAAAAACCGCAAUUUCUGCACACCUGAGAAAUUAGCAGCAUUUCUGCUUUCUUCAAUGAUUCUCCUCCUUUUUUCUCCCUUCUCCAGUUUGUCAAAGGUGACGUCCCAUACCUGCUGUUAAAAACCAUCUUCGGGCAAUGAGCACUUGUCUUUGUUUUGUUUCUUUUGCGUGUAGAUGCAGUAAGAAUUCAUUGUUCAUUUUGAUAGCGUUGUAAGCCCCUCCCCUCAGGUAAUUUGAUAACACUUUCCCUUUAAAAAAUGACACAGAAACAAAUUGGGAAUUUACAUCACAGAGAACAUAAAUACUUUUUCUUUUCUUGUGAGUAUUUUUUUUAAUGCCAAUUUGACUUUGGAGAAUGCAAGUUGACCCAUGUGACUAAGAAGCUGACCCACUCUUGGUAAUUUAACAUCAUUUACAAAUUCUGCUGAUAGACAGGAAUGUAUGAAUACAAUUAUUGUCAGCACAAAGCCUUAAAACCUGCUGACUUCAAAUUAAAUGGUGCAGUCCUGUAAUGCCCUGUCAUCAUUCGGGAGCCUGGUCGCCUCUCACCGUGAGGACCGAGCAGGCAAUGGCAUGGGCUGGGGCUCCAACUGCUUCACUCUUGACCUCAGCCUAUAAGAUCUCCCAGCUCCUGCUCUCCCACACCACGCACACACAGUCCUUAGAGCCGAUUAUUCCUGUUGCUUAAGAAAAAGAUACACAGUACAUUGGAAUACGAGUUUUUUUAAAAACAUAGGAUAAAACCAGGAAGUGCAAAAUUUGGAAGCCAUCAUAACUUGUGGUCCCACUCUCGACUUCAGGUGCAGAGAGCAGCCUCAUUGUGGUGGUCAAUCUCAGUCCCACACUUGGAUCUUUGCCGUUCGGGGUUUGUCUUAUCAGCCCUGGGUCCUCAUCUGCAAAGUGAAAGGCUAAGCCGGCCCGUACUCGCCUGUGUAGACAGAUUGACAGGGAUCUUCUUGAUCUGAGGCACAUUCAAUAUUGAUUCCAGAAUUAAUUUGGAUUUUGAGUAUUAGAUCCCCCUGCCCCCGCAUUUCUAAUUUAAACAGGCAAAUGAAGCAAAGGGUAUGUGUUCACAACCAAAUGGCAACGACACCCUUAUCUACUGAUAAUAUCCUCUCCAUGUUCGCCGAGGUAGAGAGAUCAUCGCAGAGUAGAAACUGCAUCAUCUGAACAAACACAUCUUUGUUCUGAAACUAGAUGGCCAUCACGCUGCUUUUAGGUGGGUUGUCCCCUUUUACAAACAAGAGUUCUUGCGCCUCCCCAGUACAUCAUGUUAUGGCAAAAGCCCGUCUCUCCAAACACCUAGUAAAUUCAUAGUUAAGAAACAAGGCACUGUCCUUCCAAUGUUAACUGAACCCUCUUCAAAGGACAAUUGGCUACUUGGAGGAAGGCAAACUUUCUCUCAUGAGAGGGUGACAGGUGAGAGACAGUUUACACAGAGGGGGGACCCUACAAUCCAUAUGGAAAUACCACAUUACCACUUCUUUUCUUCUAGCACUAAAUUAUUUUUGCAUCUUGAGAGUGUAGUCUGUGCCUAGACCUAACCUGCACCAGUGGGGGGGAGUGGAUAUUCUUAAAUCCUUCAAAAAUACCAAUUGUUGUUGUUGUUUCAUCCCCCAGGAGUACCAUUGUUCUUGUGCCUUCUGUGGCUUUCAACUUCAUCUUUUUGACUUUAGUUUCAAUUAUACAGCUGCAAUAAACACUAGGUUGGUUUUUUUUCCUGGCUGUUUGACAUAAUGUUGAUAGCUAUGCAUAUUUUGUGUCUUUUUAAAAAAACAACAAAAAACAAAGUGGGAGAAUACAUUUUUGAAGAAGAGAAUUUUUAGCACAGUUUGAUACCGCAAAUUAUUUUUUUCCUUAAAUUGUUUGAGCAGCAUUCAAGUUUUGAAAAUUCUUGUAGAAGCCAAUUUUUUGUAACUGUGGUGCAAAUCUUGUGUUUUCUUAGCCUAAUGAAAAGUAGUAUAGAAGCAAUAUUUCAUACCAUGUGCUAUAUAUGUGUGCAGAUAUAUGUGCACAGGCACAUAUAUCCACACAUGUAAAAUAUACAUAAAUAUAUGCGUGUGAAGUGGAAAGCUUACCUUUUCCUAUCUAGAUUUAAGAACUUACUUUAAACAUUUGUUGUUUUGUGAAAAAGAUGUUCUAUUUGCAACAACAAAACAUUUCAUUCUUACUGUAUCUCUGGCUGUUUAAUGGGGCCAUUUCACAUUAAAUGGUGAGACAUGUGGAAGAUGUUAGAAUAUAGUCAUUAUUUAAGGAUAUGUUCACCCACAUAUUCCCAAGGUUUGCUUUGUGCCUCUGAGUAUUAUUUAAUUAAAGUGUUUUCUGUUUGCAGAAUCUUUGUUACUGUACUAGGGAUGUGGGUGAAGAUCAUUUUUAAAAAUCUAAAGACAAAACAAGAGAAAAACAAAAACAAGACAACAACACUACACCAAGAGGGGAACUUUUAUAGAGUGAUGUAAAUAUGUAACCUCAUGGCUGUUGUUAGGUAAGACAUGAGACUUUAAUAAAUAACUACAUUCUCACAGCAUCUGUUGAAUUUAUUAGGAGCACUACAGUGACUGUAUAGACAGUUGAAAGCAUUCUUGAAAUCCUGCUCUUUACUUUUAAAAGAUAACAGUCUCUUUCAUCAGAUGUCAAGGGCAAGGGCAAUGCAGUUUCUGUAAAUUUAUGAACUUUCUUUUCUGUGUACAUGAAGACAUGUUUAAUAAGUAAUCCCUCUUCCCUCCCCCAUCUCGCCUCCCAGUGGUUAACAUUAAGUCAUAAAGCUAAAGAUUUGGGGGCUUAAAAAAUAGGAUGCCUUCUUCCCAAGAGCCAUCCAAAUUCCAUUAAAGAAAAAGUGGUUUAUGGACCCUUUGGAAGAAUCACUGUACAUUUGAGGACAGAGCAGCCUGUCUUUGCCACGUAUAUGACAUUCAUUGGUGUGAAUUGUACACACGCUUCCUUCUGGUACAAACUGUGUUUGCAAAUUUCAAACAGCAUUGUUUUCAAAAAGCUCCCCUUAAAAAAAAAGUAACUGGUUGAUCUGAGUUAGCAGUUACUAUAUUGCACUUAAAGAUAAGGUAGAAGGAAAUACCGUUUUCUGGAGAAUGGUUGGUUGUAAACCACCUAUUAAACUGCAGUUGAAAUGUUCACUUUUAAAGCUGGGACCCAAACUGGUAUUUAACCUUUUGUAGCUUCGUAUAAGUAUUCUUUUCAGAAUAUCACAUACCUUGGAAACAUCAGGACUUUGAAUCUUGUCAACUGAGCCUUCUCUCAAAUCAGAUCCCCCCUAAAAUGCAUAGGCAGGAUCUGAAAAGGCAAACAGGCUGGCCGCCUUUUGUGAAACCGUGUUCAUUUUGUAUUUUGUGCAUACUCAAUUCCUCUAUCCGGGAGAGAGAAAGCAUCCUAAAAUAGUAUCUGACCACUUCCAAAUUAGAAUGAGGAGGGGAAAAAGUAUUUGGGGUUGGUCUCAGUACUACCAAAAGAAUGAAAGAUUGCAGUUUCCCCAAUACUUCCCAGCCAUUUCUCAUAUGUAUAUAGUUACAAACCGUGAUAAAACACUGCCUUUAUGUUAUUUAGCAAUAUGUUGUAAAUAGCAUUAUUAAGCUCUUUUUUGUAAGACCCUUUGAUUGAAUAUAGUACAAUAACUCAACUGAUAAAGUCAAUUUUUGAUUUUCUUUUUUUUUUUUUAGCUAGAAGCGAUUUCAAUUGUGGAUUUUUGUUGUUGUCUAUUGUUCUGAAGACUUUGCAUAAUUUAUUGGUUUAAUUUAUCCUAAUUUAUUUGAUGAAGGUGUACAAUUUUGUAUUACCAAGGAUGUACUGUAAUAUUGAUAUGAUAAAAAAAAUGAAACUCCCUGUCCAUAUUAAAAAGAAAAUAAAAAGGUGCAGUAGACAAUUAAUUUUCAAGUCAAAGUACAAAAUUUAGUUUGGCAGCUACUAAAUUUUAAAACAGGAAAAAAAAAGAGAGUUGUUAGGG